GCAUUGCAGUUCUGUGAAAUUGUGUUACCUCUAUUAAAACUAUUGUUUUCUUGUUUGUUUUUUAAAUCUGACAAAAAAAACAGAUGAAGUGAAUUAUCUCAAAGCAUUUCUAGGCUGUUUUAAAUGGAAAAUCGCAAAUGCUUGCUGAUACAAAACUCAUUUAUAUGAAUUUUUUCCCCAAGUCUCCAGCAUUUAUACCUGAAACCAUUGUCAGUUCACCUCUGUCCCGGCAUUUUAGCUCAAUCUGAGACAGAAGCUAUAUUAGAAUGCAUUGUCAUCUUUUAGUGUCUCUUUCUCAGCGUCGUCUGCCCUCAGCCCAUUCCGAAUGACAAUAGUGUUUAUGUAAAAUGCGCUGCCUUUGGGCCACUGGGGCACAGAACACUGCAUGCCUGGCCCAGCCACACCACCUUUUACGGCUUUUUAUUGUAUUCCCUUUGUGUCCCAUAAUCACAAGGGGAGGACGCGGCCAUCAAAAUUCUCCAAGACAAAAUUCUUCUCAAUGUGUGAAUGUAUGUGCACACACACACACAUUGGGAACAAUUAUUUUGGGGCACGGCGUGCUUAAAUACAGAGAUGAUGUUCCCUGAAGCGGUCACCGGGCGAGCACCAGGCCCGAGUCUGGCACAGCUAGGUUUCCUUGAUGUUAAUACAGACAAUAUAGAUCUUAAUAAGACAAAUCUACCUCUCCGAAACUCAGUCCUGACACCCUUUCAUUCUUAUUCCCUCCCAGCCUCCUCUCUCUCUCUCCCUCUGUUUCUUUCUUUCUUUGCUACAUUACCAGGGGGUGGUGCAUGAUUGACAGAUGGGCAGGAAUAAUAAUUUUUUUUUUUUUUUUUUUUUGCGUAACCUAAGGCCAUGCUCUGUGAUUGGCUUGCCAGCUGACAUCUCCAAACCUCACUUGUCGUUUUUUUCCCCUCUCUCUCUCUCUCUCUCUCACUCUCUCUAAUAUUGGCCCUGAUGAUCCUAAGGGGGAAAAAAGUGGGGAGAGAAAAAGAUAUGUACCUUAGGGAAGAACCUCAGUGAGAGGGAGGGAAUCAGAGGACGAGUAGGAGCGUGUGUACGAGUGUGUGAAAGAGACACUUACUCUCCUAACUACUACUGGGAGACACACACUUUCCUCACCCAACUCAAAGCAGCAGCAAACCCUGGAGAUUUUUUUUUUUUUUUUUUUUGCCUUCAUUUAAACCCCCAAAAAUUUCUAAUUAUUCUCUCAAGCAUCCAUCUUUUCCUUAAGACUUGCCUGCUGGGACUUAAUUUUCCACCCCUCUCUAGGAAUUCUAUGUACUGAUCAAUAGACAAUUUCCAUCCACACAAGACAUACCUCAUGGAUUUGUACCUGGUUGGAUAUCUCAUGUGCAUGUGGUUGUCCAGCUCUCGGGUGCUUGGAGGCUAUCCCAUCUGGUGGUCCCUGGCCCUUGGGCAGCAGUACUCAUCCAUAGGAUCACAACCCAUCCUGUGUGGCUCCAUACCUGGCUUGGUGCCAAAACAACUGCGCUUCUGCCGCAAUUACAUUGAGAUCAUGCCCAGUGUAGCGGAGGGAGUCAAACUGGGAAUCCAGGAAUGUCAGCACCAGUUCCGUGGCCGCAGGUGGAACUGCACCACUAUCAAGGACAAUCUAGCCAUAUUUGGACCAGUACUUGACAAAGCCACAAGAGAAUCUGCAUUUGUUCAUGCGAUUGCAUCAGCUGGAGUGGCGUUUGCAGUGACCCGUUCGUGCGCAGAGGGGACCUCCACAAUGUGCGGCUGUGACUCCCAUCAUAAAGGCCCGCCGGGAGAGGGAUGGAAGUGGGGUGGUUGCAGUGAAGAUGCUGAGUUUGGGGUUCUGGUGUCUCGAGAGUUUGCCGACGCUCGUGAGAACCGACCAGAUGCCCGGAGUGCCAUGAACAGGCACAACAAUGAGGCAGGACGGAUGACUAUCCUGGAAAACAUGCACCUUCGCUGUAAGUGCCAUGGACUGUCAGGCAGCUGCGAAGUGAAGACCUGCUGGUGGGCGCAGCCUGACUUCAGGCUGUUGGGGGACUACCUGAAAGACAAGUACGACAGCGCCUCCGAGAUGGUGGUGGAGAAACACAGGGAGUCCAGAGGCUGGGUGGAAACACUACGCGCCAAAUAUGCCUUCUUCAAACAUCCCACCGAGCGAGACCUGGUGUACUACGAGGGAUCUCCCAACUUCUGCGAGCCAAACCCAGAGACGGGUUCGUUUGGUACCCGCGACCGCAUCUGCAACGUGUCGUCGCAUGGCAUUGAGGGCUGCGACUUGCUGUGCUGCGGCCGUGGCCAUAACACACGGACAGAAAAGCGUAAGGAGAAAUGCCACUGCAUCUUCCACUGGUGCUGCUACGUCAGCUGCCAGGAGUGUGUGAGGGUCUACGAUGUGCACACGUGUAAAUAA
Molecule: messenger RNA, 2392 nt
Organism: Megalobrama amblycephala (Wuchang bream)
Lineage: Eukaryota; Metazoa; Chordata; Actinopteri; Cypriniformes; Xenocyprididae
Gene: wnt3
Product: wingless-type MMTV integration site family, member 3
Exons: 4
Coding region: 1325-2392 (355 amino acids)
Biological process (GO): cell fate commitment; canonical Wnt signaling pathway; multicellular organism development
Cellular component (GO): extracellular region
Molecular function (GO): cytokine activity; frizzled binding
Source: RefSeq, a predicted model, not a curated record